AGAGGAAAACAAAGAUAAGCAUUAAAAAACAGUGUAUUGAAAUUAAACAAUAAAUAAACAAAACAUUAUGGCUGAUGGCGUGUUUAAAAGUUUUAUACGUGAAAUGUUUGCGGUCAAAUACAAUUCUAAAAAAUAUGAUCCUGAAUCAAAACGUAUCGAUGGCUCUGGUCGCUGUUAUCCCAAUUGCGAUUCCACAGUAUGGUUAAGAUCCUGUUGUAAAGAGAUUAUUGAACCUAUAGAAGGUCAUGUUAUAGGUAAAAUUCCCACAUGGAUUAAUGGCUCUUUAUUGCGUAACGGUCCGGGAAAUUGGCAGGUGGGUGAUAUGACAUUUCAACAUUUAUUCGAUUGCUCUGCAUUGCUGCAUCGUUUUGCCAUACAUAAUGGUCAUGUUACGUAUCAAAAUCGUUUUGUAGAAACCGAAACGUUGAAAAAAAAUAAUGCUGCUCAAAGGAUUGUGGUAACAGAAUUUGGUACCGCCUCUGUACCAGAUCCUUGUCAUUCGAUAUUUGAUAAAGUUUCGGCUAUAUUUCGUCCCGAUAGUGGCUCUGAUAAUUGUAUGAUUUCUAUUUAUCCUUUUGGCGAUGAGUUUUACACUUUCACCGAAUCACCAGUAAUUCAUAGAAUAAAUCCUCGCACCUUAGCUACCGAAGGACGUUUGGUUAUGACCGAUUUUGCCGGCGUUGUUAGUCACACCUCACAUCCACAUGUUAUGCCCAAUGGCACUACAUACAAUUUGGGCAUGGCCACCACAAAAUCAGGACCAGCAUAUAGUAUUAUAUGUUUUCCACAUGGUGAAAAUAUGUUCGAAAAUGCCUACGUUAAAGCACAUGUACCAUGUCGUUGGAAAUUACAUCCUGGUUAUAUGCACACUUUUGGAAUAACUGAAAAUUAUUUCGUGAUAGUCGAACAACCGCUAUCGAUAUCAUUGCCCGAAUUCAUUAAAGCCCACAUAUGUAAUCAAAAUUUAUCGGCCUGCCUUAAAUGGUUUGAAGAUAAACCCACCUUAUUUCAUUUAGUUGAUCGUAAAACGGGCCAGGUGACCCAUACAUUCGAAUCGGAAGCGUUUUUCUUUUUGCACAUAAUCAAUCAGUAUGAAGAGGAUGAUUAUGUCGUAAUCGAUAUAUGUUGCUACAAGGAUCCUGAAAUGAUUAAUUGCAUGUACUUGGAAUCGAUUAUGAAUAUGCAAUCCAAUCCCGAUUAUGCAUCACUAUUUCGGGGACGUCCUUUAAGAUUUGUUUUACCUUUGGGCAGUUCUACUUCAAGUGCGAAAACUACACAGAAAUUGGGACAGAGACGUCGUCUUUUGAAAUCGUUUACAUUGACGGGUAUUAGUUCUCGUUUACAUCAACCAAAAUUGAAACAUUCUCAGUCCCAAAAUGAAGAUAUAACCUUUAUGACCACAAAUCUUCGGGCUUCAACGAAUGACUUGUCGAACAAUAAUGAAGGCCCUACCGAAGCUCAUGAAAAUAUAAAAUAUGAAUCUCUGUUGAAUUUGGUUAGUUUACCGAAUUGUCAGGCCGAAGCUUAUGAAAUGCCAGAUCGUCAAAUCUUUGUAAGACCUGAGUUACUGUGCGAUUGGGGCUGUGAGACACCGCGCAUAAAUUAUGAAAACUAUUUGGCUAAAAAGUAUCAAUACUUUUAUGCUAUAAGCUCUGAUGUGGAUGCUGAUAAUCCAGGAACGAUUAUCAAAGUUGAUGUGGUUAAUAAAACCUGUAAGAAAUGGUGCGAAGACAACUGUUACCCCAGUGAACCGAUAUUUGUACCUGCACCCGAUGCUCGCGACGAAGAUGAUGGUGUCGUUUUAGCCUCAAUAGUAUGGGGUGGUUUCAAUGAGAACAAAGUGGGCCUGUUAGUGUUAUGUGCCAAAACAUGGAAUGAAAUAGGAAGAUGUGUAUUUCAUACCUCAGGACCGGUGCCAAAAUGUUUACAUGGCUGGUAUGCCAAAGAUGUUGUGUAAAUUAAAUAAAUUUGUUACUUACUUCUAGUGUUUUAAUUUUGAGAUUUAGUUGAUAAAAUAAAAUUAAGUUUUAUUAAAUUAAAAUUUCAUAUUGAUUAUA
Molecule: messenger RNA, 2057 nt
Organism: Calliphora vicina (urban bluebottle blowfly)
Lineage: Eukaryota; Metazoa; Arthropoda; Insecta; Diptera; Calliphoridae
Gene: ninaB
Product: neither inactivation nor afterpotential B
Exons: 6
Coding region: 68-1957 (629 amino acids)
Biological process (GO): retinal metabolic process; carotene catabolic process
Molecular function (GO): carotenoid dioxygenase activity; beta-carotene 15,15'-dioxygenase activity
Source: RefSeq, a predicted model, not a curated record